AUGGGGUUCUUUGACAACGUCAUGCUCCAGAUGGAUGAGGGCGUCUCGGGACUGUUCGGACAAUGGAAUACAUACACCACCGCCCUCGUCACUCUGCUCGUCGUUAUCGUCUCGUACCGCAUCGCGUCUAGCCAGGACCCCGAUACCCAUCCCAUGUUGCUUGCCCGCCAGGCGCAAGGCUCGCCCGUCCGACAAAAAGGAGAAUCGCCCGUCUACCGAUCCCACUCUUCUCCUCACGGCAUGCCUUUGAACAGCGGACUGAAUGUGAAGGAUCCUGGCGCUUCCAAGUGGUCCAGGGGACGGGACGGAGACCUUAGAGAUAUUUGGAGGAAGGCCGCGACCGGAGGGUCCGGCGAAGAUGGCCAACGUGCCGUGGGCAAGGGCCGCAUUUUCACGGUGUUGGGCCGCGAGAACGUUAUUGAGCACCAGCUUGAUGAUAUCACCCGACAGAUCAACCUGAUCGGGCAGCACAUCCAUGAGCAGGGAGGCAUCCGUGUUGCCAUCUAUCUGCCCAACUCCAUUGAACUGCUGGCCGCCUUGUUUGCAUGCAGUUUCUACCCCAAUCUCACGGCCAUCCUGAUUCCCUUCGAUGUGACCAAUGAGGAGCUCAUCAUGAUGCUUCGUCGUUCUGCCGCCGACACCGUUAUCACGGCACCCGGCACCUUCCCCUUCGACACCGUCGUAAAGGCCUACCCCUCUCUCCGCCAACUGAUCUGGGUCGUAGAUGAGGGCAGCAGCCACAUGGACUGGAACGAAGUUCCCGAGGGCACUGGCGGCAGCGUCAACGUUGCGACCUGGCAAGAAAUUAUCAAGGAUGCGCCUGCUGAUGCCUCGAGGGAGCUCCCGCCCAUCGAUAAGGAGAUUGAGCCGAAGGAUGUCGUUACGUUUUGGCAGACGAAGCCUGGAACUAUGGAAGAGAUGGUUCGGUUCACUCAGGCCAACUUGGUUUCUGGGGUUGCUGGUCAAAUCGCCGCCAUUCCUUCCACCCAACGACUCGGCCCGUCGGAUCUCUUCCUCCCGGCCGAUUCUCUGACCAACAUUUACACUCUCACUCUCACUCUUGCGGCCUUGUACUCCAACGCCUCCGUCGCCUUCAACUCCGUCGCAGGACGUUCGCCUGAUCUGGUCUUGGCCACACAGGGAGUGGCCCCGACGGUGCUGGUCGCCACGCCCGAGACUCUGCUGAGAACUCACCAGGAAGCGACCAAUCGCCUGACGUCCGCCAUAGGCAAGGUUGCCCACUGGGCCCAGUCUCGAACUCUGACGGAGAGCGGCGUCAUGCCCGUCGCCUCCGCCGCUUCUCGGUUCAACAGCUCGUCCCGCCCUGCGAUUGGCACUACCCCCGGAAAGUUGCGUCUUGUGUACGUGGCAGACAGAGCCGGCGCCGAGACACCGCCGCUGUCGUCUCGACUGCUGUCCGAUCUCCGCGUGUUUUUGGGUGCCAGGGUUAUUUACGCUCUCACGGCGGCCAAGGUUGCCGGAUCCGUGGCCCAGACUGGCUACUACGACUACAGAGUACAUGACGAUGAGCGUUCGCAUUUCGGCCCCCCUGUCACGAGCACUGAGAUCCUUCUGAGAGAUACGGAGGAGCUCAAGAAUGAGGAUCAAGACUACAAGGGAGAGGUCAUUGUGAGGGGUCCCUGUGUUGCAGGCAACGAGGCUUCUAUAAAGGUUGCGGGGAAGAUUCGGGACGACAACACAUUGGCGUAUGCCUAG
Molecule: messenger RNA, 1716 nt
Organism: Colletotrichum karsti
Lineage: Eukaryota; Fungi; Ascomycota; Sordariomycetes; Glomerellales; Glomerellaceae
Exons: 3
Coding region: 1-1716 (571 amino acids)
Cellular component (GO): membrane; endoplasmic reticulum
Molecular function (GO): long-chain fatty acid-CoA ligase activity
Source: RefSeq, a predicted model, not a curated record